Nicotiana tabacum (common tobacco) is the source of this 982-nucleotide messenger RNA. RefSeq names its product acyl carrier protein 2, mitochondrial. Gene Ontology annotation, molecular function: acyl carrier activity; acyl binding. Gene Ontology annotation, cellular component: mitochondrion. The record is from RefSeq and is a predicted model, not a curated record. Gene Ontology annotation, biological process: fatty acid biosynthetic process. Lineage: Eukaryota; Viridiplantae; Streptophyta; Magnoliopsida; Solanales; Solanaceae.
UUGCAAUCUAACGCCUAAUUGCCAACCCCAAAACUCCAUUUCCAAAACCGGUUUUGACAGCGCCCUUUGCCCUUGAAAACUCUUUAACAUUGCGACAACUUCAAUUUCAAUGGCGGCGAGGAACGCAUUGUUGAAGUACAUGAGAGUGGAAGCUCGUUUACCACAACUCCAAAACCCUAGACUCAUCGGAGGCUCAUUCACUCAGCUGUUCAAACGUCACUUCUCGGAGGAGGUUAGGGGCUCAUUUCUCGACAAAUCUGAAGUCGCCGAUCGUGUCAUUAACUGUGUCAAGAACUUCCCCAAACUCGACCCUUCCAAGGUUACUCCAAAUGCUCACUUCCAGAAUGACCUUGGCUUAGAUAGUUUAGACACUGUGGAAAUAGUGAUGGCCCUUGAAGAAGAGUUUGCAUUCGAGAUUCCUGACAAUGAAGCUGACAAGAUCAGCUCCAUUAAUCUAGCUGUUGAUUUCAUUGCAUCUCACCCCCAGGCUAAAUAAGGGCCUUGAGGUUGCCCAUAUCUGUUCUCUCUAUUCAAGUAGGACCUAGCUCUUCCUUUUUAGACAGUGUUGGCCUGUGGUUAAAUGCAUGACUUCUGGUCAACUCUUUUUAAGUUUUGGAUAGUUCAUAAUGAUGACAAUUUUAUAUUGUCAUAGACUAAAUGGGCUUAAUUGCGUCAUUGGCAAUGAUUUCUAUAGGGAUAAGAAUUUCAUCAUUUGAAAUAAACAAUCAGCAGGAUACCGUUUACUAAAAUUAGAUAUCUAUAAAGUCAUCUGUGUGUUUCACUUGUGUAGUUAGAGAUUUGGCAAUAGUCUACACAUGGUGAAAUUAAUUGCUGUUUUCAAGUGAAAGGCAUCUAAUUAUUAGUGUAGAACAGGUCUAAAGGACCAGUUAUUCCCUAUUUAUCCUUAGUGUUUUGACCUAACAAUGUUUACUCUGAUUUGUAAUUUUUGAAUAAACUAUCAGACGUAGAAAUUUUAAAAUCA